CUCUCCGAACACUUCUCCGACGCAAAAAAAUGACGAAGUUCAGGAAGCUCGGCCGUCCGGCGGGUCACCGUAUGUCCAUGCUCAGGACUAUGGUUUCUCAGUUAGUGAAGCACGAGCGUAUAGAGACCACUGUCACUAAGGCUAAAGAGGUGCGUCGUCUUGCUGAUAAUAUGGUUCAACUCGGCAAAGAGGGUUCACUAGCUGCGGCAAGGCGAGCAGCUGGUUUUGUGCGAGGAGAUGAUGUCCUUCACAAGAUUUUCACAGAAUUGGCAUAUAGAUACAAAGAUAGAGCUGGUGGAUACACAAGAAUGCUCCGUACCCGCAUACGAGUUGGUGACGCUGCUCCAAUGGCCUAUAUCGAGUUUAUUGACAGAGAGAAUGAGCUUAGGCAAUCGAAACCAGCAACACCUCAACCACCACAACGAGUACCGUUGGACCCAUGGGCAAGAUCUCGACUCACCAGACAGUUCGCUCCACCUAAGGAGGAGAAAACCUCAGAUUCGGAGCUAUAAUGUGGGGAAGAUUACCUCCUCCUAUCUACCAAUUAUCUUGUUUUUGCCUGGAUUGUACUAUCUAUAUAAUUCAUCAUUUUUGCCAUAUGUUUUCUCAGAGGCAAACAAUAAAGUUAGCCUAUCUUUAACUGGUUUUAAAUGUUUUAUAAUGUAAUCUUGAAAGCAACAAGCUAGGAGAGACUUUUCUUUGUCAGCCUACCUAUGAAGUGAACUGUUAGUAAAAAGUUACUCUCUUUUU
This is a messenger RNA of Capsella rubella, 750 nucleotides long. Its product is annotated as 50S ribosomal protein L17. The record is from RefSeq and is a predicted model, not a curated record. Bases 30 to 512 code for a protein of 160 amino acids. Gene Ontology annotation, molecular function: structural constituent of ribosome. NCBI's taxonomy places the organism in Eukaryota, Viridiplantae, Streptophyta, Magnoliopsida, Brassicales, Brassicaceae. Gene Ontology annotation, cellular component: ribosome; large ribosomal subunit. The transcript has 6 exons. Gene Ontology annotation, biological process: translation.